Molecule: messenger RNA, 1708 nt
Organism: Erinaceus europaeus (western European hedgehog)
Lineage: Eukaryota; Metazoa; Chordata; Mammalia; Eulipotyphla; Erinaceidae
Gene: PYGO1
Product: pygopus family PHD finger 1
Exons: 3
Coding region: 290-1675 (461 amino acids)
Source: RefSeq, a predicted model, not a curated record
GCGGGCGCGGGCGGUGCGGGCGGCCGGCGGGGGCUUUGUGUGGCGGGCGCGUCCCCGGGCCGGCGGCUCCCGAGGCGGCUGCGCGCUCGCCCGCCCUGCGGCCCAUGCGGGACCCGCCCGCCCCGCCCCGCCCCGCCCGCCGCUGAGCCCCGCGCCCCGCCGCCCCCCAAACUUUGCAAAGUGCACCCCGGCCCGCACCCCGGCCCGCAGGCCCCGCGCGGAGCAGGAGCGGCCGCCGCGCCGGCGCCGAGUGUCCGCAGCCCGGGGGGCGCCAUGCGCGCGGGCGGCGAUGUCCGCGGAACAGGACAAGGAGCCCCCCCCGCUCCGGAGGGGCCGAGGUGGUGAUGGUGGACUGGAUGGGUUAGGAGGACCAGGAGUACAGCUCGGAAGCCCAGACAAAAAAAAACGCAAGGCAAGCACACAGGGGCCGUCCUUUCCCCCGCUGUCUGAGUAUGCGCCACCGCCCAACCCCAACUCAGACCACCUCGUGGCCGCCAACCCGUUUGAUGACAACUACAACACUGUCUCCUAUAAGCCCCUGCCUCCGGCGAGCCCCUACCUGGGCCCCGGCUACCCUGGCUUCGGCGGGUACGGCGCGUUCAGAAUGGCCCCUCACGGGCCUCCGAGGAUGUCCUCCCCGUACUGCGGCCCCUACGCACUGCGAAGCCAGCCGGCCCCGUUCCCCCCGAGCGCCAUGGGCCUGGGCUUCAGUCGGCCGCACGCACUGGACUUCGGGCCCCCCGAGAACGCCGGCUUCGGAAGCCCACCUUACGGCAGCGCGCCCGCCCAGCACUUCCGACAGAGCCCCGCCGACAGCUUCGGCCAGGUGGCCCCGCAGACGCCCGGCCAGGUGGCCCCGCAGACGCCCGGCCAGGUGGCCCCGCAGACGCCCGGCCAGGUGCCCCCGCAGACGCCCGGCCAGGUGCCCCCGCAGAUGCCCCCGCAGACGCCCGGCCAGGUGGCCCCGCAGACGCCCGGCCAGGUGCCCCCGCAGACGCCCGGCCAGGUGCCCCCGCAGGUGCCCCCGCAGACGCCCCGCCAGGUGUCCGCCCCGGAGCCCGCGCCCAGCUUCGUCCCCGGGAACAAUGCGACGUUCGCGUCCCCGCUAGAGCCCAGCCCCUCUUUUGUUUCCCCCGCACACACUCUCGGGCAAGCCAGAGCGCCGCCCGCCAAGACCCCGACCCCGAACCCCUCGGCUCAGCCACCGCACCCGGCCGGGGAGGACGCCGCGAACCCGGGCGGCCCGGAGGGCAAGAGCGCGGCCCGGAGCAGCGUCGCCGGCCCCGAGGCCACCGGCACCGGCACCGGCUGCGCCAACGGGACCCAGAACCAGCCCCGGCGGCCCCGGGGGCCCGCGGAGCCGGGCGGCUCGGACAAGGGCGGCAAGGGCCCCCCGCCCCCCGGCCGCCACGGCCCCCGCCCGGCCGCCCCCGUGUUCCCGUGCGGGAUCUGCACGCACGAAGUCCACGACGACCAGGACGCCAUCCUGUGCGAGGCCUCGUGCCAGAAGUGGUUCCACCGGGUGUGCACCGGCAUGACCGAGACGGCCUACGGGCUGCUCACCGCCGAGGCCGCGGCCGUGUGGGGCUGCGACGCCUGCAUGGCGGACAAGAGCGCGCAGCUCCUGCGGACCAGGGAGGCCUUCGGGCCGCCGGCCGUGAGCGGGGACGCCUGAUCGGUCCCGGGCGCGGGUGCCGGUGCGGGCGCG